This is a messenger RNA of Pocillopora meandrina, 8142 nucleotides long. Lineage: Eukaryota; Metazoa; Cnidaria; Anthozoa; Scleractinia; Pocilloporidae. The record is from the annotation of a GenBank genome assembly.
CACCAUGGGACCCGCAGAUAUAAAGAAGUGGGAAGUUUAUGUAUAGAAUUUUUUUAAGCUAAAUUUUUGGAGCUUAUACCGCUGAUAGAUAACUGGCUCGUCAAGCUCGUUGACUUGCUUCCGUCCUUCUUUCGUUCAAUCGAGCGUAUGCAACGUUCUUUACGAUUUAGCCGUAAGGUAUUUGAAAACAUUUGGUCAACGCGUCGAAUAACUAGCAUGGUUUUUGCAUGUCAACAAGAUUCUUUCCUCAGAGAGCUGAGGACACAGGUGUUGUCCUGUAAAUCAAGCAAACUUGCCGACAAGGCUGUGUACGAAGUUGUUCUGGAAGACACUGUCUUGUUUCCCGAAGGAGGGGGUCAGGUAGGCAGGGAUUAUUUCGCGAUUUGGUUAGAUUUAUGCACAGUUUCUUACUUCAUUAUGCGUAUGAAGUUCUUGGAGAGAGAAAACAAUGGCGAAAAAAAUAGAUAUGUACCGGAAAUCUUUCCAAAUAAGUACAUAAAUGGAAGUAUGAAAUAAGGAUAUACAUGUAAGAUCUCUGGUUUGAUGUGUGAUGCAAAGAUUGGUUUUUCGUAGUGUCAGAUGAUGGAAAUAAUGACUGUUAUGAUCUUCCCAGUCUCUUUAUGACUCCCACAUCACACCUGUUCUUACAGAUUACUAAACAGCAUCCAUACACUUAGUUGUUGGGUAAUUGCCUGAUGUUCUGCCACACAGUUAUCUGAGAUGAAGGUCAUUUUGUUCUGUUGGGGGAGGGGGGAGAGGGGGUUGAGUUGACACACAUUCACUAAUCUUUCUUGAAAGUUGACUUUGAAUAUCCCCUGCUCAAAGUAGGAUUAGAGUGGGCAAGUCCAGGGCCCAUCUUGAGUACUCUGGCAGGCAAUCAGAACAUCAAGAUACAGGAUUUGCUUCAUUGUUCCCAUAGGUGCUGCUAGCUUUAUACUAAAACCAAAUGUUUGUAGCUGGUGAGAUUCAGUCUAUUAGGACUGUUACAUACAUAUAUAUUUGAGUUUCUAUAUAACACAAUGAUACUUCUUUUCUUCCUCAUGCUGAAUGGUCCAUUUGUGAUUAAUCUGCUGACAUGAACAGCCUGAUGAUAGAGGAACAGUAUGUAUUAGCUUUGAAUAACUCCUCUCCACUACUGCUAUGGAAUUAAGAAUUCUUUUUUUCAUUGAUUGACCUUGAUUGUGACUACUGCAAUUUUAAAUCAUUGUAGAUAACUUUAAAAUAUAGGGGAUGUGAUCACAGUCAGUACAACUGUUUGUGUUUGUAAGUUUUUGGUCAAAAGAGCUACCUGCAUGGAGUUGAUUUUUUUGCCAAAUGUAUGGUCCCAUUCUUGGCCAGCAACUGGUAAAAUUCAGUGAUAUCUUGAGGAAUUAGUACCUCUGAAUGGGAUCAAGAUAAAGCCAUUGAUUGUCAACAACUUUUAAUACCAUCUAGGGCUGUCUUCUUUGUAAGAUGCCUGAUUAGUGAAGGGAAGUGUGCUUCACCUACAAUACACUCAGAUAGGGAGAAUGAAUUGUGAGAAAUAACAAUAGGCUACAUGGCACUAUGCGAAACUAUUAUAGUAUGGGACCUCUUCUAUCGAAACCAUGGUUGCAGUCAUCUUUUUUCUCAGUUUUAUUCACAAAAAACUUAAGUUUAAAUGUAUUCACUGAAUACAAUAUAUUUUCUUAUAUGCUUCUCAUUAAGGAAGGAGAUAUAUGUUGUCUCCCCAACAGAUUAAUGGCAUUGAAGUCAUGAGAGUGGUUAGACAAGGGGGACGUGCUAUCCAUUACAUUCCUGAGGCAGUUCCUGAAGCAACUGAAGUUAAUCUUGUCAUUGAUUGGUCAAGGAGAUUUGACCACAUGCAACAACACUCAGGUGCUUUUAGGACUAUUAUGAGACAGUUUUGUUUGUGUAAUCUUUUGCUCGUUAGCUGUUUACUGGUAUUGUGGAUAAUUUUUAAACAUAAUCAAUUUCUAUCCUAGAUUGCAAACUUAUCUAUGGCAUGUAGCCCGAGGAAUGUUUAUAUCUAGGGUUGAAAACUGAGUUUGAAUGAUCCAGGAAAAUGUUUCACAUGUUUAUUUUGAAUAUGGGUCAACCAAUCAGGAAACAACACAACAUAAAUUUUCAAUACUUAUUACUGUCAUUAUUUUGUGUCUAACACUUAAGCUUCACACUCAACAUAUUCUUGAUGUAAUUGAUUUUGAGUGGCAAGACAAACUUCUUUCUCAAAAUAUUUCCUAAGUGAUGGUAACUUCACCUGCACUGUUUCAAACUUCAGGACAGCACUUAGUGUCUGCCAUCAUUGAAAACAAGUUUGGUUAUGAAACAACUUCAUGGUAAGCAAGUUAUUGUUAAUAUACAGAAUUACAUGUUCAGUUAGAUUCUUUACACAACAAUCAAUUGAUAAGAUCAUCACAAGGUGGAAUGCAGACCCAGAGAAACAAAGAAUUGUUAAUACAGAUAUUUUAAUUUUUGUUGUUGUUAGGGAGUUAGGAAAAUUACGUUCACACAUAGAACUAAACUGCAAAAAGCUCACUGCAGAAGAAAUGGAAUGGAUAGAGACAACAGCCAAUGAAAUCAUAAGGAGAAAUACACCAGUCAAUGUUCAUAUUUAUCCUGAUGCAACUUCUGCUAAACAAGAGAAUGUAAGUUUGCAAAUUUUAUGAAAGACUGUCCUCUUUGGACCCUGAACAUCUAAGCAGCAAGUAUGUCAUUUACAAUAAAUAGCUUUAAUUAACAAUCUGCUCUUUCUAAUGGGGCAUGUACUAAAAUCUGAAACAGCAAAAUGAAACGACAGAAACAAAACAAGUGAAACAAGAGAAACCACUGAAGCAACUAAAACAAAACGACGGAAACUCCCAAAAAAAAUAAACCAAAAACAGUCAAUAAUAAUAAAAUUAACACUCAGGGCUGUCAGGGGUCAGCCAUCAUAUUCCUCUAGAUUAGAUUAUGGUCUACUCCUGAUCUAUCUUAAUAUGGCUGGUGUUCUCUCCUGGAAACUACACACUAAUGUCAAAUUAAAGUUUCAACUGCUUGUGGGGUGGAAAAUAAAUAAUCAGUUUUGUAAGAGAGCCUUGAAAGCAAGAGAAUGUCUGAAGUAAAAUCCACAUUUUCCACAGCAUUUCAUCUAUAUUAUUGUAGUGGUUUUAUUUUGGUCAUUAUAAUUGUUUAAUUUUGGUUAUUAUGGUUGUUUUGGUUGUUUCAGAUGUUUGGUUUUACUGUUUGGGGUUUUAGUACAUUCCUCUGAAGGCUGGUUUAUGAAAAAAAAAACAAGUACAUGCAUAAGCCUAUAUUCAUGCAUUAAGACAAAGGAUUUUUUAAACCAGAGGGUCUUCUAAUCAUCAAUUCAUCCAUUUUUGCCAAUGCCAAAGCAAUCAGAGAAAAAAAAAACCAAAAAAAAAAACCAAAGCAGCCUCUUCUUCUUAUGCUAUCAUGUGUUAGGUGAAUGUCUCCCCAAAAGGUGUGGUACACAUGUAAAUGCAAUUGUUUGACUAUGGAUGCUGUGUUUUCAAUACACUGUUAACGUGAUAGUUCUUUCUCUCCCCAGGCAAGCACAAGAGGUCUUCCUGAUGACCAUGAAGGUCCUGUCAGAGUGAUUGAAAUACCAGGUCAGUGAUGUGCAAGGGAAACAAAAGUUUCCCUGGGAGGGGACACAAGCCUUCUAUUAGAUGUCCCUUGCCAUAUGUUUUAACCCUUUGCCAUUUAAGAGUGACUAGCAUUUGAUUCCUUCUUGCAAUGUCACCCUUGAAUCACACUUUAAGGUCUCAAGAGUAAAAGAAAUGAUCAUCAACAAUUUCUCCUUGUCAGAACCUAAGGAAAUGCAGAGAGAAAACUAUGGAGGAUAUGCAUACUGAUGUUAGAAGAAAAGGGUGAAAAGAGUUAAUCAAAUUAUACUAUAUCUCCUUUGUAAGGAGAGGUAAUAUACAAUGUGCAAGUCAUCAAACUGCGUUGAUUUCCAGUUAUAUAUUGAUGAUUUUUACUUAAAUUCCUUAAAAUAGUUUCUGUUGUUGUACAGUUGUCAUUUAACACAAAUGGCAAAUUUUAAGACUUGUUUUUAAUUAAUGUCAUCAUUUAAUCACUAGGUAUAGACAGAAACAUGUGUUGUGGAACUCAUGUUACCAAUCUUAGUCAAGUUCAGGUAAAUGGAUGCCCUAGUUAUUUUGUUGUAUGUAAGGCUGUGAAGACUUCUUUGUGUUCCUCAACAAGGAGGGAAACAAAAAAGAGCUGGGAACAAGAUUGUGAAGUUUUGUUUGUCACAAAAUGUUGGCACUUUAGUUUUGGAAGCCUAUUCCUUUGUCUAUUUAGUGAGUGUUACAGACUUGUACAGUGUGACAUCAGGUCAUGAGAAACUUGAUGUUUGUAAUCAUGUGACUUUAUCGUUUUUGUUUCUUCAUUUUGAAAUAAAUCUCUCUCUGUGUGGUUUAUAUUAAUCAAUGUGGGAACCUUAAGAUCCUUUGAUUCUUUCAAUAACCAGCAUUUGACACCCUAUAAGGCAUUACCUUGAAGUUCUCUUAUAGUGAGGUUCUUUGAUGUGGGAAAAAAUGCUGCCAUGUGAAAUUUCAUACCUGUCUCAUAUCAGCCAUUUCAAAACAGUGACAAGUAGAUUCUAAAUGAAGAGUGAUGUCAUUUAGCAAAGUGAUGAUGCCAUACCCUCAAUCAAAUUUCAACUAAAUGAAGCAAACAAUAUUCCCAAAAUUUUAGGUUCAGGAUAUGAUGGCAUCACCCUUCUGAAUAUUUUUAGCAAUUAUUCAAACUUUUAAAAAAUAUCUCCUGGACUUAACCAUGAUAUUUCACAAUGGAAAAUGCCAUUUAUGAACUUCAGUAGAAUUCUCUGUGAAAUCCCCUAGAAUAUCAGUGGUGAAAAUUUGGUCAUGGUGGCACUUUCAGAAUUAAUCUUGACUUCUCUGCACAAGGGAAAAAACAACAAAAUGGGUCCCUAAUGAGGAUGUUUUCUGAACUAUGCAAGUCAGGCCCACAAGGUCAUCUGUCAAUAAGAUUUAACCAAAUUUACUUCAUCUCUCCUCCCAUGGAGGCUUCCAUAUAGCAGUAUGACUGUGCCAAGGAUCAUAUUGUUGUACUAAAUCAAUUCAUUGUGCACACACAUAGAUGUCUUUUCAUUUUGGUCGAAGUCAAGAAGAUGUGUUAAAUAAUGAAGAAUGCAUUUGCUUUUUUGUUUGUUUAUUUUAUUUGGCAGGUUAUUAAGUUGUACCCUGAGACAGAGUCAAUGCGAGGAGGUACCAGACUAUUCUUUUUGGCAGGAAACAGAGUUUUAAAGUAUCUGGGAAAGGCUCUAGAUAACGAAAGAGCAUUGACAAAAAUGUUGAGGUAAAACACAAACAGAUUCUUGUCAGUUCUCAAUCAGUUGUUUUUCAGUUUAACCUUUGUUAAGCUCACAUGGCCACAUUUAAGGUGCAGCAGUGAGCUGGACCAUAGGUUUUAAGUGGCUUAGUUAAAAUUCAUGUUGAUUAAUUAAAUGCACUUGUUGAUGCCUAGAAAAGUAGAUAGUCAUUAAAAGCAAAUCAUGAAGUGUUUGUAUAAUUUUGUGUAGUGUUGGACCUGAUGAUCACUCCACAGCUGUGGAUCGGAUUCAAACAUCACUUAAGGCUGUAAAUAAGGUAGUGUCUUUUACAUGCUUUCAGAGGUAUUUGUUUAAUACCACCAGGGUAACUGUACUUCUUAUCUCUCUGCUGAUAGCUACCAAGUUUUUACUCCUGCAAUUGCAGCACAUCGUUUCUGAAAUAAAGUAACUGCUUUGUACAGGUGUACUUGUUGCUUUUUUGUCAAUGUUGCUGGUAUUCACCCACUUUGUCCACUCAUUGAUAUACAGGUUACAAAGUCACAGCUAAAAGAGAUUGCACAGUUGGAAGCUUACCAGCUUAAAGCAACAAGUGAAACAAAAACAUACCUCUUUAUACACAGGUGGUUAUAAAUGUUUAUGAACUGAGUAGUAUGCAGCCAUACUGUAACUGGUCCAUCAUUUUUUUUAUUUUACCAGUAUUCCCAUGGCUACACAAUGAAUUAAAAGUUAUAGACUGCACUCUUUAUUUGUUCACUGGCAUUAUUGUGUGCUUGCGAUGCUGGGAGAUUUCUCAAAGUUUUUGAGGGAUUUUGUUUCUGCUCAUGAUUUCUUGUGUUACCUCAGUAUCCUAUGUUGGCUAUGAUGUUAUUAAACAGACAAAAAGUGCUGUCUAUUGUGUUAUCAAGGAAAAUAACUACAAUAUUGAUAUCAGCACUAUAUAAGCUAUAUAUUAAGUAACAUGGCUUUUCAGUUCAGCAUUGUAGACACGGUUACCCUUCCUCUCACAGUGCAUCUCUCCACCCUUGUGUUUCCAAUUCCACAUAAAUUGGCAGGGAAACCAGACAAAAUUGGUGUUUGGGCUAGUGUGUGUUGGACUAGCAAGCAAUCAAAAUCCUAAUUUUUUCAUGCUAAAGAAAUAGGGUUAAGUUUGUAUUUUCUGAGCUUGUUGUGUGCAAGACUCUGAUGCAAGUGUGGUUUUGGUUUUUCAUAAUAGUCAAGGACACUAUUUUUCUUAUGCAGUUAUUUUAACACAAGAUUAGCAAAGUGAUUAUUGAUAUAAAUGAAUUCAGGAUGCAGGAAGAAGUGUAAGUGGGCAUGAAUUAAAAAUGAAAAGAACAUUGACAACAACAAAACAAAUCUUGACAACCAUAAGGAUUUACCUAAGCAAUGUAGGAGUAUCUAAUAUAGCCCUGAAUUAGAAAGAGCAGCUGUGUUGUCUAACCUCUGUAUCAGGUCCCCUGUGAAUUUAAAUUCACUUUUAUUGCAGAGAAAAUGGAGACAUGGACUACAUGAAUGCAUUGGUGAAUGAACUAUCAGACCAGGUAAAUGAAGUGUAACAGUCUUAAAAUUGUUUCUGUUGAAAAGAGCCUAGCUGUUAGCAUGAUUCUCAGACAUUCUAAGAUCCUUUGCAAAAGUGACCCUGGCCAAGCUUAGAUUUAGAAUUGUCUAAUGCUUGGGUAUUGCUAAGCAAAUUUUCUUUGGCAAAUUCAUGCCAACAAAUAUAGUUUGUCUCUGUUUGUAGCCUCUUCCAGUGCUGGUGACAGUUGGCCCUGAUAAAGGGCCAGGACAGUUCCUUUUGUAUGGCAAUGAAAAACAAGUGGCCCAAAUAGGACCAAAGUAAGUUUCAUUCAUUUAUUGUUAAGUCUGACUUUGUGUUGAAGUACAACUAUUGUUUUUUAGACACCUUAUCAAUGUAAAAUAUGUCCACACCUUACUAAACUUUGGGAUCACUGUGUUUAAAUCUGCACAGAUCUUUGGCACUCUAAGCAUGGUCAAUUAAUUCAUGGUGAAGUUAAUCCACCAUUACUUGGAAUUGUAAUUUUAGAUUUAAUUCUCAACCUAAAAAUUUGUGGCAUAUUUUCCAUUCCCUAAUCUUCUACUAUGGAAUUUGACUAAUGUUAAACAUCUUGAAUAAUGUUAAACCCCAGAAUACCAUAUGUAUUCCCUGGUGGAUAUGGGAUGAAAACCAGUCUAACCAAUUACAUUCAUUGUGUCUCGUGGACUUGACACCAGAUAAUUCCAUUUGAUAUUGCAUAAAACACAAGAUUCCUUGUCAAGUAGUUUGGGAGGAUGUUUUGGUAAAUAAAGUGUGGUCUCAUUUUCAGAAUUGCUACUCUUCUGGAAGGAAAAGGUGGUGGGAAAAAAGGAAGAUUCCAAGGAAAGGCAAAUACAUUAAAAACAAGAAAUGCUGUGGAAGAUCUGUUAAAGGAAUUUUUCAAGUUAUCAGUAAAUGGUAGUGAAUAAUACGGCAACUUGUAUCAAAAUGUUAAAUUUUAAAUUUAGAGGAGUACUCCUUAGGCAGAAAUCCCAAUUAACCAUGUCUUUCUUUGAAUGCUGUUGUCUUAAAGUAGAAUUAUUGUAAACCAAAGCAAUUUAAUCAACGGCUUACGUGUUUUACUUUAUUUCUUAAAGUUUAAAAACUUACCUGUCUGGUUCGCAAUAUCUUAUUGUAACUAUUAGUAAACAAUUAAAAAAAUAUUUUAAGUGACCAGUCACUUUGAACAGAUUUUUGCCAAAGGAAAGAACACAUGACGUUUUUCAGUAGCUAUUUCUUAGAGCUUUGUGCGGCUUCCGCCACAAAAUAAAGCAAACCUGGUGUCAUCAUGCACCAUAUAAUGUCUUACUGAUGUGUCUUGGUUGUU